Messenger RNA from Hansenula anomala, 1510 nucleotides. RefSeq lists its product as uncharacterized. The record is from RefSeq and is a predicted model, not a curated record. The transcript has a single exon. The annotation marks the transcript as partial. Lineage: Eukaryota; Fungi; Ascomycota; Saccharomycetes; Phaffomycetales; Wickerhamomycetaceae.
UGAAUUUCAACUCAAUUGUAUCUGGCUAUUUCAUGAACUCAUAAAUGUCGAAAGACUCAUACGAUCGUGGUCCUCGGGUUUAUGUGAGUAUUUCACGAUGCUUUUGCUCUUUUAUCAAAUGAACUAACACCAAACAAAAGACCAAGGAUAACCAAACCAUUGUCACAGAUUGCUUCGUCUUUGAUGAGGAGACCCAUGUUUUCAUCGAACCACUAGAUUCCAAAAGACCCAAAAUCCUUACAGAAAAAGAGAUCGCAACCUUGUUGAAAGAAGGUGAAGAAGACCCUUACUAUUUUCCAAUGGUGAGAGCUUUAAAGAAAUGUUUAAAAAGAAAAGAAUCAUCAGACCCUUAUAUUUUACCCAAAAACGGGGCCAAUGUGAGAUUUGUUGAUCAUGAAAUCAAAAACCUCAAGAUUUCAGAUGAUCCAAUAUAUGUUUGUACCAAUUGUUUAUCAUUCGGAGGUUCUUUGACAAGACCAUCAGGUCAUUCUUUAGAGUGCUUGAAGAAGACUAACUCACAACCUGCGAAGGAAAGAUAUCAUAAAUUUCAAGGGUAUUGCUAUAAAACAAAAGGGAGAAUGCAGUUUUUCUGUAUUAAACAUGAUAUGGACAAUAAAGCUCAUGAGACUUCACCUGGUAUGAAUAUCUCACUAGUCAAUGAUAGUGCUGUUGACGUAAUUAUUGGCGGGUUCCUCAUAAUUAAGAAAAAGGAGAAUCUUAUCAUUGAUAAAGACUCUGGAAAACUGCUGAACCCUUUCACAAAUGAGGUAUAUGCUGUUCUGAAAAGAAGAAAAGAACUGGGAGAUCAGAUUGAUGAAAUUUAUAAAGCAAUUGAAACAUUUGCGUCACAAAUAGAUACUCCCAAUUACUACAAAGCUGACAAUGGUGAACACAAUACUAUGAUUAUAAACAAGAAACUUGAGUAUUGCAAGGAGGAACCUUUAUUAUUAUAUGUUUGUCAUUCAUGUGAGAAGGUUGCAUGGACCCAGAGGCAUCUACGUCGCAUGAAAAAACAUCUGGCUAGUUGCCAGGGAGCUCAACAUAAUGAAUCAGAUAUAGCAGUCUAUGAGGGUUAUUAUAAAGUGGAUACUGUGACCACUUCGGGAAAACCUGUUAGGCAUUAUUUGGCAGUUUCAGAGAAUUUUAAGAAAUUCACUAGCAUAGACACAUUCGAAAGACCUAAACCAACUACGUUGGGUGAACUUACAAAAGCUGAAGUGAUAGCUAAUGAAAAGAAGCAGCACAAACAGAUCAAAAAGAAAAGAAGGAUAACAUCAAGAUUAAGUUCGAUUAAAAAUAAAAAGAAGGCAAGGGGCAAUGAUGUUGGUAAUAACCAAACAAACUCUCAUGAUACUUUGGUACGAGAGGUUUCAAAAUCACCUGGAUUGUUGAGCUCAAGCCUUUCAGAGAUUGUCAGCUCACCAGAAUCAAGUCUUUCAGAGAUUGUCAGUUCACAGGAAUCAAGCCUUUCAGAGAUUAUCAGUACCUGGGAAUCAAGUCUUCCAGCAGC